This is a messenger RNA of Bolinopsis microptera, 1268 nucleotides long. RefSeq names its product COP9 signalosome complex subunit 5-like. Gene Ontology annotation, cellular component: COP9 signalosome; cytoplasm. Lineage: Eukaryota; Metazoa; Ctenophora; Tentaculata; Lobata; Bolinopsidae. Gene Ontology annotation, biological process: protein deneddylation. Bases 41 to 979 code for a protein of 312 amino acids. The record is from RefSeq and is a predicted model, not a curated record. Gene Ontology annotation, molecular function: deNEDDylase activity; protein binding; metallopeptidase activity. The transcript has a single exon.
AUUCCUCUCAGAGCUAGCUGCAAAUGGAAAGUUGAUAGAGAUGGCUGAGCAGUCACUCGAAACCUUUGCCGAUGCCAACAACAUUUUAAGUACUGGGGACUCCUAUUUUCAGUUUGAUGCAGAGGAGCAUCAGCGAAUCAUUCAAAAUCAGCCAUGGAAGGAAGACCCUCACUAUUUUAAGUCCACAAAGAUAUCAGCCCUUGCUCUCUUGAAGAUGGUAAUGCAUGCUCAAUCAGGUGGGAAUAUUGAAAUUAUGGGUUUAAUGGUUGGGAAAAUUGAUGGACAUUCAAUUAUUGUUAUGGACUCGUUUGCUCUUCCUGUUGAAGGUACAGAGACUCGAGUUAAUGCUAACUUGGCUGCAUACGAGUACAUGGUGAACUUCCAAAGCAAUGCUAAGUUAGUUGGCAGGGAGGAGAAUGUUGUUGGUUGGUAUCACUCACAUCCUGGAUAUGGGUGUUGGUUAUCUGGCAUUGAUGUCACAACUCAAAUGAACAAUCAACAAUAUCAGGACCCUUUCAUUGCUAUUGUCGUUGAUCCCAUCAGGACUAUUACAUCAGGUAAAGUUGACUUAGGAGCUUUCCGCACCUACCCUGAAAAUUUUGAGUUUUCAGAAGGCGGCCCAAGUCGUUAUCAGUCCAUUCCUCUUCACAAGAUUGAAGAUUUUGGUGUUCACUGUAAGCAGUAUUAUUCAUUAGAAGUAAGCUAUUUCCGGUCGUCAUAUGAUGACAAGCUCCUCAACACUCUGUGGAAACAAUAUAGAAUUAACACACUAUCAUCAAAUUCUCAGUCCACAAAUCAGUCAUACGUUUCAAACCAGAUCCAGGACUUAUCCUGUAAGCUUAGCAAGUUGCAGGAGCAUCAGACACAUCGUGAAGAAUGCAGUAAGAUAGCAAAAGAUGGCACUAAAACUGCUAUUGAAGCUCUUGGUGGAAUUAUGUCGGGUAUGUUCAAGGACAAGGUGUUCAAUGUAAAGUCUUAAAUUUUCAGUCUGGUUCAAAUCUAGGUUUCUUGGUUAAGUUUUAUGGGUAAGUUUUAAUUUCUGGGUCUACUCGGUUGUGCUUCAAAUAUUGCUGGUUUCUUGGUUGAUCAAUAUUCAAUUUGGGUAAAAAUUAAUUUUCUGGGACUCUUUGUUGGGAAUUUGAUGAUAUGGAAAUCAAAACUUGGCUCUUGUUAUAAAUUGAUAAAGCUUGUUGUGAAAUUCGAAAAAUUAUUGUGAUUUGUAAAUAUAUAAUCGUCUUUAUCUAUUCAAUUAUUUUCUAAAUGCAUUA